Molecule: messenger RNA, 1451 nt
Organism: Abrus precatorius (Indian licorice)
Lineage: Eukaryota; Viridiplantae; Streptophyta; Magnoliopsida; Fabales; Fabaceae
Product: GABA transporter 1-like
Exons: 8
Coding region: 70-1449 (459 amino acids)
Cellular component (GO): plasma membrane
Source: RefSeq, a predicted model, not a curated record
CUAUAAAGAUAGCAUCAACGAGAUCCUCGAUCAAAUUGACUUUGCUUCAUAUGGUAAAAAGGGGAGAGGAUGGGUACUCUGCUUCCAACCUUAUCCAAUGAAACAUCAGAGAAUCCAAAUGCUUUGCAACAUAUUCCAAAUCAAAAAGAUGUUGACGCAGGUGCUCUGUUUGUCCUCAAAUCAAAAGGUUCUUGGAUGCAUUGUGGUUACCACCUGACAACGUCAAUAGUGGCACCACCACUGCUGAGUCUUCCUUAUGCUUUCACCUUCCUUGGAUGGACGGUUGGGAUCUUCUGCUUAGUAAUUGGAGCUCUUGUCACUUUCUAUUCCUACAAUUUAAUAUCUCGCGUUCUUGAACAUCACGCUCAAUUGGGUAAUCGCCAGCUACGAUUUAGGGACAUGGCUCGCGAUAUUUUAGGUCCACGAUGGGGUCGCUAUUUUGUGGGGCCAAUUCAAUUCGCUGUCUGCUACGGAGCUGUAGUGGCUUGUACCCUUUUGGGAGGACAAUGCAUGAAGGCAAUUUACCUGCUGUCAAACCCAAAUGGGACCAUGAAGCUUUACGAGUUUGUAAUCAUAUUUGGAUGCUUCAUGCUGAUUUUGGCUCAAACCCCAUCUUUCCAUUCAUUGAGACACAUUAAUCUAGUGUCUUUGGUUCUGUCCUUAGCCUAUAGUGCCUGUGCUACUGUUGGUUCCAUAUACAUUGGAGACUCAUCAAAAGGACCAGAAAAGGAUUAUUCGUUGAAAGGUAAUUCAGUGAAUCGCUUAUUUGGAGUCUUCAAUGCCGUUGCCAUCAUUGCCACCACUUAUGGAAAUGGAAUAAUACCAGAAAUUCAGGCAACAUUAGCACCACCCGUGAAAGGGAAAAUGUUCAAGGGACUAUGUGUUUGUUAUGCUGUACUUAUUUUAACUUUCUUUAGCGUAUCUGUGUCUGGUUACUGGGCAUUUGGCAACGAAUCUGAAAGCCUCAUCUUAAGCAACUUCGUGGAUAAUGGGAAGCCUCUAGUCCCCAGGUGGUUUAUCUAUAUGACCAACAUUUUCACUAUAGCACAAUUAUCAGCAGUUGGUGUGGUUUAUUUGCAACCUACAAAUGAAGUGCUAGAGCAAACUUUUGGAGACCCAGAAAGCCCAGAAUUUUCGAAGCGAAAUAUAAUCCCGAGAGUGAUUUCACGGUCAUUAGCUAUGACUGUUGCAACCAUUGUAGCAGCCAUGCUUCCAUUUUUUGGAGACAUAAACUCGCUUAUGGGAGCGUUCGGUUUUAUCCCACUUGACUUUAUUCUGCCGGUGGUUUUCUACAAUUUGACAUUUAAGCCAUCUAAGCGAAGCCUAAUUUUCUGGUUGAAUGUGACCAUUGCUGUGGUUUUCUCCGCAUUUGGAGCUAUAGCAUCCAUUGCAGCAGUUAGACAGAUAGUUCUUGAUGCCAAAAAUUACCGAUUAUUUGCAAAUGUAUGACA